UAACAGGAAAAAACACGUAACAGUUUCAUUAAAUCCGUUUUCGUCGCCGCUUAAUUUUCCGCCGAUACGAUUUCUUAAACACUUUAUCGUACACACAAAACGAAAUUCAAAUUUAAUUUACUAGGUUUCCACAAAAAAAAAAAAAUUCCCCUAAAAUCACAGCAGAAAUUUCUUCAGCCAUGGCUGAAUCGGAAUUUACAGUGAAUAUCAAACAAGAAACGACACCGAUUGAUUCGAUUAAAGAAAGAAACGAGGAGAAACAGAAUCUUAGUAACGGAGGAGAUUCAAAAAAAUCUGAUGUUCAAGUAAUUGAUCUUGAUAGCAGUAGUGGUGGUUCUGAUUCAGAUGACGACGACGAUGAUGAAGAUAGUGAUGGAGAUGCUCAGAGGUCUUCUUCUAGGGUUGGCGGUGGUGGUAAUAAUAAGAGGAAGAAGAAGAAAAGAAGGAUUGAUAAUAGAGGGGUAGUAUUACCACUUGGAUUCCUUGAUCCAUUACCUAGUAAAGAUAAAGAUGGUGCUGUUCCGAAACCUCCUGCUACGCCUAAAGAUGUGGUGGUUCCGAAACCUCCUGCUACGCCUAAAGAUUUUGUUGCUUCAAAACCUCCGAAUACUCCGAAAGAGGUUGUUGUGCCGAAACCGAAAGAUGUAGUGAUGGUACAGACAUGUAAACAGUUUUGGAAAGCUGGAGAUUAUGAUGGAGGUGGUGGUGUGGUGGAGGAUCCUUUUGCUUUUUCUACUGGUAUUCUUUUACUCUCUUUAAAUUGUGGCAUGGAUCAUGUGAGGGUACAUCCAAAGUUUCUGCAUUCAAAUGCAACCAGUCAUAAGUGGGCUCUUGGAGCCUUUGCAGAAUUGUUGGAUAAUUCUUUGGACGAGGUCUGUAAUGGUGCUACAUUUGUGAACAUUGAUAUGUUACACAACAUAAAAGAUGGCAGUGAGAUGCUGCUGGUGGAAGAUGACGGCGGAGGAAUGGAUCCGGAUAAAAUGCGGCAAUGCAUGUCUCUUGGAUACUCGGCGAAAAGCAAACUAGCAAAUACUAUAGGACAGUAUGGGAAUGGUUUUAAGACGAGUACCAUGAGACUGGGGGCAGAUGUUAUUGUCUUCUCACGCUGUCGUGGAAAAAAUGGGAAUAGCUCUACUCAAAGCAUUGGAUUGUUAUCCUACACAUUCUUAAGGGGCACAGGCAAGGAAGAUAUUGUGGUUCCGAUGCUUGACUAUGAAAAAGAGGGCCGAGAAUGGAAGGAAUUGAUUCGAUCGUCUUCAAGUGAUUGGAGUAGAAAUGUAGACACCAUUGUGCAAUGGUCACCAUUUGCAAGUGAAGCAGAUCUUUUGAAACAGUUCAAUGGGAUCGGUGAGCAUGGUACACGGUUAAUCAUUUACAAUCUGUGGGAGGAUGAUCAAGGUGAACUGGAGCUUGAUUUUCAAUCCGAUCCACAUGACAUCCAAAUAAGAGGGGUCAACCGAGACGAGAAGAAGAUAGAGAUGGCGAAAAAAUUCCCUAACUCUAGACAUUACCUGACCUAUCGGCACUCAUUAAGGAGCUAUGCAUCUAUUCUCUAUCUCAGAAUUCCACUUCGCUUCCGAAUGGUUCUCCGUGGUAAAGAUAUUGUUCAUCACAAUCUCAUUAAUGAUAUGAUGUUAGCUCAAGAGAUUACUUAUAGGCCACAACCUGGUGCUGACGGGAUGCUGAAGGAUCCUAAUGUGGUUGCAACUGUGACGAUGGGAUUUGUAAAGGACGCUAAAGACCAUAUUGAUGUCCAAGGAUUCAGUGUUUAUCACAAGAACCGCCUUAUCAAGCCAUUUUGGAGGGUUUGGAAUCCCUCAGGAAGUGAUGGUCGUGGAGUCAUAGGUGUACUGGAGGCUAACUUUGUUGAGCCAGCUCAUGAUAAACAAGGGUUUGAGCGUACAACUGUGCUUGCUAGGCUUGAAGCACGACUUGUCCAGAUGCAGAAGACAUACUGGACCACACUCUGUCAUAAAGUUGGAUACUCGUGUCGACGUAACAAGAAGCUUGUAGCAGCUGGAGAUAGUUCGCCUGAUUUUCUUCUUCGGCAAUCAUCCAAAAGUACGAUGGGAUCUACAUCAUGUUGGGAACCUGUUAACGGAAAUGGGAACAUGUACGGUAAAGGUGAGAAUGGAAAGCCAACCAGCAGAUUUCGACCUAGAUCAAGUUCUUCAGAAGAGGAUGACAGUGACUCUGAAAGGCCGCCUGGCAUUCGAAAGAAAACAAAAUACCAGUGGCAAAAGUCGAAGGAUAGGUCAGACAUAAACAGUAGUGAAUCUGAUGUGAUUAUACAACAGUUGGAAGCGGAGAAUAGUGAAUUGAAGAACAGUUUAAGCAAAAUGAAAGAAUCCUUCUUGCGUGAUAUUGACUAUGAAAGGGACAGAGUUAAACAACUAACUACACUAUUAAACGGGAAUGGCCCUACCAACACUGAUCCAGCGACUCUAAGCCGGCUGCGGACGGAGAAUCAUGAACUGCAGGACAGAAUGAAGAAAAUGGAAGCACUGUUCUCUCGUGACUUGCAGUCUGAAAAAGAGAGAUGUAAUUUACUACAGGCUAAAUUAAAGGAGUCGGAGGAAAAGAUUGUAGAAAUGAAUAAAGAACAGGAAGCUUUCAUUGAUAUAUUUGCGGAAGAGAGAUGCCGGCGAGAGAAAGAGGAGGAAAACUUGAGAAGCAAAUUAAAGGAUGCUUCUAACACCAUACAAGAGCUGCUCGAUAAAGUUCGGCAGCUUGAGAAGUGAUAAACUCUCCUGACGGCAGAACUUAAAACCAUUGGUGGUACGGGCAUGAAAAAUAAUGUUUUUCUUCACAAGUGGUAAUGAUCAGUGAUGAAGGUUCUGAAGGACUUUAUAUUACAUUCGGGUAUUCGAACUUCCACAAGAACUGAUCAAACCCGACAUCAGAUGCCUUCCACAAUGUUAUUAUUUAUUCCCCUGUAUUUGCAUUUCUAAUCUAGUUUACACUCUCACUAUGUAACCUAUGUAGCAAAUAUUGUUUAGGGGUAUUUGGUGUUAAUAAUGUAACCUGUGCUGUGUUCCCUAAUUUGGUCUGAAAUAUCUGGUGUACAUUUCAAUGACAUUCAAUUAGUUGAUUCUCAUGUGAUUCAAACGCUUAUUGUCACCUGAAAUUUGGAUUUCUCA
Messenger RNA from Papaver somniferum (opium poppy), 3140 nucleotides. Its product is annotated as protein MICRORCHIDIA 7-like. NCBI's taxonomy places the organism in Eukaryota, Viridiplantae, Streptophyta, Magnoliopsida, Ranunculales, Papaveraceae. The transcript has 20 exons. Gene Ontology annotation, cellular component: nucleus. Gene Ontology annotation, molecular function: ATP hydrolysis activity. The coding region runs from base 180 to 2741 and encodes 853 amino acids. The record is from RefSeq and is a predicted model, not a curated record.